Messenger RNA from Lottia gigantea (owl limpet), 285 nucleotides. RefSeq lists its product as hypothetical. Lineage: Eukaryota; Metazoa; Mollusca; Gastropoda; Lottiidae. The annotation marks the transcript as partial. Gene Ontology annotation, biological process: signal transduction. The transcript is spliced from 2 exons. The record is from RefSeq and is a predicted model, not a curated record.
UUGAAAGAAAAUGGAUAUUCAGUGUGGAUAGAUAUCAAUGAUAUGGAAGGCUCAACACUACAAGCAAUGGCAGAUGCUGUAGAGAAAUCCUCUGUUGUUUUGAUGUGUAUGUCCGAAAAAUAUAAAGAGAGUUCAAAUUGUAGAACUGAAGCUGAGUAUGCCUAUACUUUAAAGAAACCAAUCAUACCAUUAAUGAUGCAACGUGGGUACAAACCUGAUGGUUAUUUAGGAAUGAUUCUUAGUGCCAAAUUAUUUGUUGAUUUUAGUGGAAAAUAUUCCUAUGAC